AUGGACAGAGCUGAUAUGAUGAUCCUGAAUUUGAAGUUACAAAAAUAUGGCCAUGGAAGUGCAGGUGACUAUAUUGCGGAAUCCAUAUGGGAGGUUCUUUUAUGGUGGAAUGUAGAAUACAUGGAUACUAGUUGGAUUGACUUACAAAAAGGGGAUACCCGUUAUUAUAACGGUUGCAUGGAAUUUUUAGAGGUUGCAAAGGAGACUCUUCUAAAGGGAAAAACUCGAUGCCCGUGUAAUAAAUGCAAGUUAAAUAAAUGGUUUGACUUAGGCGAGGUAGGAGGACACAUUUUAUUUAACGGUUUUUAUAAGAACUAUAGGCAAUGGAUUUUCCAUCGUAGAGUUGAAGAGAGUAAUACCUUAGAGAUCCCUAAUGAUCAAGAAAAUGUAGUUGGUCGAGAUGAUAUGAAUGGGUUACUAAGAGCAGCUUUUAAGGUUGACAAUAGUCCACAACCCACCAACGAACCCCAAGACCCAUCAUUAAGUGAAGCUAAUUUUGAAGAUGAAUAUUCGUAUGACAUGCAUGAAGAGUUAAAUUUUGAAUGUGAGGAAGAUGAUGAAUUUCCAUCAACCAACACCAAUGAAGAAGAAGCGAAGUAUAAACGACUUAGGGAAGCUUCUGAUGAGGGUCUAUAUGAGGGGUGUACAACUUUCUCAAAGCUGUCGUUUCUAUUGCACUUGUUUCACCUCAAGUGUAUGUUCCAUUGGUCUGCCGCAUCAUUUAAUAAGUUGCUUGAGCUUCUAUUAGACGCAUUUCCUUAUAUUAAGGGGUUUCCAUCGUCGUAUUAUGAAGGCAUGAAGAUAAUGAAUGAUUUGGGAUUGGGUUACGAGAAAAUCCAUGCAUGUCCGAAUGAUUGCAUGUUAUAUUGGGGCGAAUUUGCAGGAAAAAGUGAGUGUCAUAUCUGCCACAGAUCAAGGUGGAAGAAUGUGAAAGAAAAGGAGGGUGAGAGUAGUGUGAAAGACAAAGGAACAUGUAAGAAGGGUGUUCCAGCUAAAGUGAUGCGGUACUUUCCUCUGAUCCCUAGACUAAAGAGACUUUACAUGUCAUCUAAAACAGCAGAGGACAUGAGAUGGCAUUUUGACCGCAAGGAUGGAAAUAUCAUAAGUCACCCGGCGGAUGGUGAAGCUUGGAAAAUGUUUGAUAAAAGAUAUGAGGAAUUCGCCAAAGAUCCUCGUAAUGUUAGAUUGGGUCUAGCAAGUGAUGGCUUUAAUCCAUAUCGUUUGAUGAAUACUAGUUAUAGUACAUGGCCGGUGAUCCUGAUUCCUUAUAAUUUGCCACCGUGGCUUUGUAUGAAGUCGACAUCAUUUAUUUUGUCUGUGCUUAUUCCGGGGAAACAGGGUCCUGGUAUGGAUAUUGAUGUGUACUUGCAACCAUUAAUCCAUGAGUUAAAAUUGUUGUGGGAAGGUGUAGAUGCCUUUGAUGCUUAUAGCGGAAAAAAUUUCAAGAUGCGAGCAGCCUUACACUCCACUAUAAAUGACUUUCCAGCAUAUGCUAUGUUGUCGGGUUGGAGUACAAGAGUUGACCAUCCUUAUCGUUCUCAAACAAAUGAAUUUGAUGGGACAGAGGAACAUGGUCUUGCUCCGGUUCGUGUAAGCGGGACAGAAGUUUUGAAGCAACAAGAAAAAGUUAAGUAUGUGUAUGGAAAGUCAAAAGUUGUUCAGAAAAAAAGAGGGAGACUAGAAGAUGAUGAACUUGAUGAUGAUGAUGAUGAUAAUGAUGAUAAUGACCAGGAUGAGUCUAAUCGUGUUCUGUGGAAAAAGAAAAGUAAGCUUUUUGAAUUAGAAUAUUGGGAACAUAAUCCUCUUAGACACAACUUAGAUGUUAUGCACAUUGAGAAGAAUGUAUGUGACAAUUUCUUAGGAACUCUUUUAGAUAUGAGCAAGAGUAGAGAUGAUAAGAAUGCUAGAUUGGCCCUUAAAAAACUGAACAUAAAAUCUCAUCUUUGGCCUCAAUCUCAUCCAAGUCGUGUUAACGACUAUUUGCCUCCGGCUGCGUACACUAUGUCUAAAGAAGAGAAAGAAAGAUUUCUUACAGUCCUACAAAAUCUUAAAGUUCCUAAUGGGUAUGGAUCUAAUUUGCAAAGGUGUGUGAAUUUGAAGCAACGAAAACUUAUUAAUCUGAAAAGCCACGACAAUCAUAUGCUCAUGCAAGAUGUCCUUCCUGUUGCUUUAAGAGCAUCUAAUGCUACAAAAGUAAUUGAUUUGCUCGAUGAAUUGUCGUACUUUUUCAAGAAGAUAUGUUCAGCUGCUAUUGAAAGAAGUGAAUUAGAUACCAUUCAGUCGAAGCUUGUGUUGACUCUUUGUAAGAUGGAGAAAGAGUUUAUGCCAACUUUUUUCACAAUCAUGGUGCAUCUACUAAUUCAUCUAGUGGAGGAGGUCAAACUCGGUGGACCUGUUCAUUAUAGGUGGAUGUAUCCCAUUGAGAGGUAUUUGGCCUUUUUGAAAUCUCAUGUAAGCAAUAAAGCGCAACCAGAAGGAUCCAUAGCUGAAGGGUACCUUUUAUGGGAAACAAUUGCUUUUUGUUCGAGAUAUUUAGAAAGUGUCGAGACCAUAUUCAACAGACCGAAAAGGAAUGAAGAUGGUGUUCCAGACAUCAACAACUAUUUAUAUGACUCUGCUGGUCGUGUAGUGGGGAUGAAAAAGAAUGUCCGUGUUGAUGACAAAAGUUUAAAGCAAGCACAUCGUUAUGUUUUGCUUCAUUCAGAUGAGAUGAAACCGGCCAAUGACCUAGAUGAUAGCACAAAAGAAGGAAAAUUAAGAAAAGCCUUGGCCUAUGGUUUAAGCAAUCGCGGCAAAAGGAUGAAAAGUGUUAUUAUCAAUGGCUAUAAGUUUGACACCGUGGACCGUGAGCGAUCUCGAAAGACUCAAAAUUCCGGAAUUAUGGUAGAAGCUGAUGGCCAAGAGUAUUACGGGAAACUUAAUGAAAUAUUAGAACUGGAUUAUUAUGGUUCUUUCAAGGUUCUAAUGUUCCGAUGUGACUGGGUUGAUGUACGGAGGGGUGUCAAAACAUACACGAACGAUAGAGUUCGUGUCAAUUUCUCAAAGUUGAUGCACACUGGUCAAAAUUUGGAUGAUGAUCCAUUUAUUUUCUCUUCUCAAGCAAAACAAGUUUUUUACAUUGAGGAUGAGAUACAAAAAGGAUGGCUUCAUGUUAUUAAGACUAAGCCUAGGGACUUGUUUGAUAUUCCUGAUGAUGACGAUGAUGAUGAGCUUCUAAAUGAUAGUGUUUUGGAUUUAUAG
Spinacia oleracea (spinach) is the source of this 3240-nucleotide messenger RNA. RefSeq lists its product as uncharacterized. The record is from RefSeq and is a predicted model, not a curated record. The transcript has 5 exons. Bases 1 to 3240 code for a protein of 1079 amino acids. Lineage: Eukaryota; Viridiplantae; Streptophyta; Magnoliopsida; Caryophyllales; Amaranthaceae.